Molecule: messenger RNA, 806 nt
Organism: Pongo pygmaeus (Bornean orangutan)
Lineage: Eukaryota; Metazoa; Chordata; Mammalia; Primates; Hominidae
Gene: LSM3
Product: LSM3 homolog, U6 small nuclear RNA and mRNA degradation associated
Exons: 4
Coding region: 260-568 (102 amino acids)
Biological process (GO): mRNA splicing, via spliceosome
Molecular function (GO): RNA binding
Source: RefSeq, a predicted model, not a curated record
ACGCACCCAGCCGCGAUGCGCUAGAACACCGGCCCCGCCCCGAAGCGGGCGAGUGUGGCCACGCCCCUUAGUUGGAGGCCUAGUCACGCCCCUAAAGGAAGCUCCACCCCAUACCCGUGGCCACUAAAAAACCGCGGGAAGCAGGAAAGAGCACAACAGGUUUCUCUCUAUUUCCGGUGUAUUGUAUCCUCACGUUUCCGGAGAUCGGCGUCCCUCUUGUGUUCUCGCGAGAGGCGGGAAAGGGCGCAGGGUUUGAAACAUGGCGGACGACGUAGACCAGCAACAAACUACCAACACUGUAGAGGAGCCCCUGGAUCUUAUCAGGCUCAGCUUAGAUGAGCGAAUUUAUGUGAAAAUGAGAAAUGACCGAGAACUUCGAGGCAGAUUACAUGCUUAUGAUCAACAUUUAAAUAUGAUCUUGGGAGAUGUGGAAGAAACUGUGACUACUAUAGAAAUUGAUGAAGAAACAUAUGAAGAGAUAUAUAAAUCAACGAAACGGAAUAUUCCAAUGCUCUUUGUCCGGGGAGAUGGCGUUGUCCUGGUUGCCCCUCCACUGAGAGUUGGCUGAAACAAAUAAUUUGUCCUGUAUGGAAAACGGGAGACUUUGUACAGUGGCCUCUCUAAAAGUACAAAACAUUCACAAGAGAAACCUGCAUACAUUUUGAUAUUAAGAAAUAAUUCUGGGGAUUCUUCCACUCCUGAAAUAAGUUGAUUUGCAGAUAACUCACAACUUCUUAAGCUAAAUGGUAUUUUCAUUUUUCUCAAGCUCUUCCAAUAAAUAUGACCACCAAGAUGCAGAACUCUUU